ACCAGGUGUGUUAGUUCGUACACCGAUUUAUAAAGUCUACGUUCUGUAUGUUUACACUGUAUAUUGUGACACCUCGACACAACAAGCACGUUACACAGCACAUUCCACUAUUCCAUAUAGAUAGCAUACCCCUGGAGCACAAUGUGAAAUUCGGAUCACAACGUGUUGCACUAGUGAAAAUUCUUUUGAUAAAAAUGGAUCUUAACAUGUGUUAUUUUUACUGCGAUAAGUGUAUAAUCAUUUCGGUAAUAUUCCACCAGUAACGUAAUACAACGAUACCUUGUCGGUGACGUAGACAAGGACAACCAUGGGAUGUGGACAGAGCGUGAUUACCAUAGAGAUACGUGUCAAAAGAGGACAGAUGGCGCCAGUCAAAGGAGGGGAUGGUCCUCAGCUUCCAAAGAUCAUGUUUGGCACGUAUAAAGUAAACAAGAAGUGCACCUACCAAGAGUCUCAUCACAUGUAUGUCUUUGACGCAAGAGUCCUCACCGUACUCCCGCCACCUCACGUUCCUCACACGAGAAAAAACGAGAUUUUCCAACCGGAACGUUUUGAAAGGUUGGACAAGAGGGCAUUAAGUGUGUCGCAAGCCAGAAAACGUGGUAUGCUGAUCGACCUGGUGGAGUGGCUGAUUAAACCGUGCAAGGGUUACGAGCUGGCUAAACUGAGGGUAUUAUACCGCUGGUUGACGUCCUGGGACAUCAAGAAAUUCAAACCGCCGCUGGCUCGGAUAGAAAAGGGAUCCGUUCUUUGGUAUAUUCUGAGGCUUCAGAAUAAACAGGAGAAUUACGCUGCCAUGAUGUGCUAUCUCUGCAGUUAUGCAGGGCUUGUGUGUAUGGUUGUUCAUGGAUUCAUGAAAGGCAGUACUUACAAGAUCGGACAGAAUGUAGAAUCUAACAAGAUCAACAUGUACGGAGAAUGGAACGCAGUCCUCAUUGACAACGUAUGGCGUCACGUGAACGCCUACUGGGGAGCAUGCGCAGUGACGGGCGAUGACGAUGAAUCCACUACAUUUCAUCUCGACGAGACAUUCUUCAUCCCCGACCCAGAAACUCUGGCAUACACACAUUUCCCGGACGAACCAAAAUGGCAGCUUCUAGACAGACAAAUGUCAAUGAAGGAUUUUGAAAGAAGGGCAUUUGUCAAAGAGCGUUUCUUUGAGCUUGACAUGCGAAUUUUAUCACAUCCGGAAUGUGAAAUAACGUGCCAUGAUGAACUUGAAAUUCUAUUUGGAAUUGCACCCAACAUGGCAAAGCAAGUAGCAUUGAAAUGCCUUCUCUCUGUAGAAAACGAAGAAGAGGACUGGGUCCCAAUAGAGAUCGAUAAAGUUCAACAUGACUAUGCACAUGUACAUAAUGCAAACUCCAUUUCGGUUCAGGUGCGUUUCCCGGAGAAAGGUACCUACAAAUUGGAAAUUCUCGGAAAGGACCUCUUACGGGAACGUCGGGAGGAAAAGUACAUAUACGACUGGCUAGUUGUCUACAAGAUAUACGUGAAAAAGGUGGCGAAAACCGUAGCUUUUCCUAGAUGUGACGAAACUGCUAGAUGGGGCCCAAAUCUGUUGACGGAGGAGGCGGGUCUUAAGUCUGUCGUUCACCCGUUCGCGACCGUAAACGCUGAUGGCGGUUACCUUGAUCUGGCAAUCAGAUAUGAGGAUAUCGAUGCUGCUGACUCGGAAAUAUUUUACAAGAUUACGACACUUGAUGUAAACGUAGACGACGCGGAAUUUUCUCAGCAGGGGAUCAUGAAGGAGGAAAACCAGUUCAUCAUUUUCAAUGACAAGCCCCCUGCCAACGAAUAUGGCCUUUGCCUGUACGUUGAGAUGGAGGAGGAACAAGACCCAUUACUACUUCCGCCCCUUAGAGCGGGUGAGGUCAGGCCGCCAAUUAUAGUCAAAAAGAACGUCUGCAACUUCAUGGUCAGAUGCACGUCGUUAUCCAAAGACUCCAAAUUCCGAGAGAUCGACAAUGCGAGGAAAGCAAUCGUAGAAGCCAAUAAAGAAAAGCGUCUUGCGGACCUAGAACGGAUUGUUGAUCUGAUUGAGACCAGAGAGUUUGAGCGGUAUAUGUCACCGGAAACCGUAUACGGGCGGGAACUCAUCCAGCGCCUGCGCAAACUGCAAAACAAGCUUCACGAGGUCAUGAUCCUUGACACUGAAAGUAUUAUGAAACUUCGUGAUCUUGUGAACCCUGACCCGGAAGUAUUUGCUGUCAUGAAGUCUUUGCUGCUUUUCGUUGGGCAUUUUGACGAAGAGUUACGGCAAUGGAGUGACGUCCAGAAGAUCAUCGGUCGCUCAGCAAAGAUGGCGCUUAGACGGCGUAUCGGUGAAUUCGACAUCAACGAAUUAGAUCUCGAUAUUGCGCUCGGAGCCAAAAAAUUGUUGGGCACAAUGGAACUGGAAAAGAUUCAAGCUUUGAAUCCAACCCUGGGUGUUUUUAUGGACUACGUGAUAGCAGUGGUAGAAGAGAUGGAACUAAGGUAUCCCAAAAAACUUGAGCUGACAGUGCCUCGAACGACGAGGGAGGUGAUUCAGAGGAGCAAAAAAGUCAUCGCUCUCCUCACAAUGAUGCAACCAAAAGUUGAACCCGAAGAGGAGUUUGAAGAAUAUGAUUUCUUCUGAGGGUUCUGCUCCUACAAACGAAGCACGUGGCCUAUGACAUCAUGGAAUGCUACCGUUAACAAAGUGUGAGUGGGUCCAAACCACUGCUGGCCUUUGGUCCGAUUUCCUGACCAAAAAUAUAAUGCAACACGCAAGAGUCAAAACCUGAGUUAGCUAUAGUGAUCGUGUCAUAAACAGGUGGAACUUUUUCAACUGAAUUCCAGUGGCUCGGCUUAAGUACUUUCCUCGGGACGAUGAGUUACUGUUGUUUUUUUUCACGCGAAUGCAAAUGAAAUACUUUGAUAUAACUUCAUGAGAGAUUAUAUAAAUAUCAAGUAUUUUUUUCCUCUAAAGUGACCACAGAAACUUGAUCUUGAUAAUUAUAAUAUGAAAAGUAAAAGUUAUAUCUUAUGUUAACAUAUCAUACACUAAUCAUCUGCGACACCCUUUCUUUGUUUCCUUGUGAGAAGACAUGGCGACAUUAGUACUGAAAACAAUGUAAUGAUUUUAAAACGUCGUUGUCCACCGAGAUGUGAAGAGCACAGGGACCUGAGAAUUUGUUACAGCUGUAUUUGGAAUUCAGAGUAAUUUUUCGUGUUUUAGGGGUUUAGAAUAUUAAUGAGGUUGAGGUCAGCCCAUGUUGAAACAUGCAGUGUUGAUUGGUGGUUAAGCGAAAAAAUGGUUGCACUUCCAGCCAAUCACAUCACGGGUCUCGGCACGUGGCUGGCGUCAACCUCAUAAAAAUUCAAAAAAGUGGCAGGCUGACUGCGAAAAACUUUGAAACUCUGAAAUGGCGUGGUUUCUUUUGAGGAAACGGAGUUCAUGUCUGCGGAAGGAGAAUACAUUUUACGUACCUAUAGGAUUUUUGAAAGAAAAUGUAUCCAUCUUUCCAACGGUACUAAGCAUUUUCCCGUAUAUCAACCAGAAAUGUUGUUUUUGAUGCAAGACAGUUAGUUGGGGUCGACAUUUUGACAUCGAGAGCUUUCCUCCCUUCUCGAAUAUAUGAUGAUUGGGGUGUCAAUUUUACCGAAAGUCGAUCUAAAUCCCUAAAAUAUGUAAAAUUACUCUGAACACCUUAGUUUAGGUCCAAAUGUAGCUGUAACAUAUUCUCAUGUCUCUGUAGUUUCGAUGACUAGUACGGUAUAUACUCUGUCACAUUCAUCAGACAAAUGA
Molecule: messenger RNA, 3772 nt
Organism: Mizuhopecten yessoensis (Yesso scallop)
Lineage: Eukaryota; Metazoa; Mollusca; Bivalvia; Pectinida; Pectinidae
Exons: 8
Coding region: 308-2620 (770 amino acids)
Source: RefSeq, a predicted model, not a curated record